Messenger RNA from Penicillium griseofulvum, 357 nucleotides. RefSeq names its product thioesterase family protein. The transcript has a single exon. Bases 1 to 357 code for a protein of 118 amino acids. The record is from RefSeq and is a predicted model, not a curated record. Lineage: Eukaryota; Fungi; Ascomycota; Eurotiomycetes; Eurotiales; Aspergillaceae.
AUGGAAUCUCCAGACAAAAUUUCCGUGUACCACAAGCUAAUCCCAGAUACAUCUGGACAUCUUUCAUCCCAAUCGGCAUUCCGACUGGAAGUCAUGAUCUUGUCGGAGGCCCGACAACGCCCUGCUGCUCGUUGCUUUGAGGAUAUUGUGAUCUAUGAUUACAAGAAGAACCGCAAGACGGUCAAUAUUCCGCCGUUUGUCAUGGAGCAGUUUGAGGCCAUCUGGAAACAGCAGGAGCAGGAAAGGGAGAACUGGAGGCAGCAUAUUGCUGAGAUCGAAAAUCGGGUUCGGAAUCUUGAGCUUGAAAGUUGGGAUAGAGUCGAUGCUGUGGAGGACAACGGAUCUACUCCGCAAUGA